Molecule: messenger RNA, 1443 nt
Organism: Setaria italica (foxtail millet)
Lineage: Eukaryota; Viridiplantae; Streptophyta; Magnoliopsida; Poales; Poaceae
Product: PHD finger protein ALFIN-LIKE 3
Exons: 7
Coding region: 241-1188 (315 amino acids)
Biological process (GO): regulation of DNA-templated transcription
Cellular component (GO): nucleus
Molecular function (GO): histone binding; transcription coregulator activity; transcription cis-regulatory region binding
Source: RefSeq, a predicted model, not a curated record
GAGAUUCUACACCGACUCACCCAGCACAGCUUCCUGUGGCAUUUCCGUGCCUCGGCGUCGGCUCUGCUUCCGCUCUCCAUCUCUCUCGCGAGCUCCCCACGCUCGCCGCUACCAGCCCAGCCUCUGCACGGCCAGGCCACGGGCACGCCCGCGGGCCCUCCACCGCCUCUGCCCGCAAGCUCCCGAUGCUCGCCGCUACCGGCCCAGACGCCCCUGCGCAGCCAGGCCACGGCCGCGCCCAUGGAGACGCCGCCCGCCGCGGCGCCUGCCCCGCUCCCGCCGCCGGCAAGGCCGAGCACGCCGUCGUACACCGUGGAGUGCAUCUUCAGGGACUUCACCUGCCGCCGCGCCGCCCUCAUCCGCGCCCUCACCACAGAAUCGCAACAUGAUAAGCAUGUUCAUCUGUUUCUGCAACUUUGUGUGUUGAGGCGUAUUUCCAGAAGAAGAAAAGAUGAGAAGGCGUUCUCUCGUAAGUACAACGCAGGUACAGAGUCCCUGUACCUGUAUGGCAACAGUGAUGGGAAUUGGGAGCUGCGGCCGCCGAAGUUGCUCAUGCCACCUGGGCAGCCUGAUCCAAGAAUGUUCGGCAUUAAACUAGUCAGGGGCAACAUGAAACACCCAAAGUGGCUUGCAUAUAUUGCCACGCACUGUGAUGCAUGGCUUAUUCGGAUCUCCUUCUUCCUCGGUGCCAAUUUGGGGACUCAAGCAAGCAGAUCCCCAAUAAUAAAACUUGCCACAUUAGCACGCGUGGGCCCCCUAAGCUGGGCCGCCACCCCCGCCGCUCCGGUUCCCCGUCCUCCUGCUGCUCUACGCUGCCUUCUCCUUCCACGGCAGCACUUGUCCGCUUUGAUCAACAGUCUGCAAACUGUUCAUGAAGCUUUUGUCGCUAGUGACACAUAUCACCGCAUAUGUCAUCUAGAGAAAAUGAAUGUGGAGAUCGAGGAUGAAGAUGAAGGCUGUGGUACGGAGCCGACCGUCUGUGCAAGCUGUGGUAACCAUUACCGUAGGAAUGGGUUUUGGAUCUGUUGUGAUGAGUGUGAUCGUUGGUUUCAUGGUAAAUGUGUUAAGGUAACGGCUGCUCAAGCAGAGCAUAUAGGUCACUAUGAGUGCCCGGAGUGCUGCUCCGACAAGAAAGGGCAUGAUUACAAUGUGGACCCAUUGCUUUCUGUUCUGUAUAAGCGAUACUAGAUAUACCCUUGGGUCCCCAGUCGCGUAGAGCUAGUGGAUGUGAACUCUUCUAGGCUUCUGUCAUGCCAUAUGGAUUAUUGGACUAGUUGCUGAGAUAGCUGCGGACUUGUGUGGCUGUUGAUUUCACUCUAGAUUGCAUCAUGCCCUGAUUGUUCAGUCAUGAGCACUGGUGGUUAACUUCAAUGUUUCUGUACUAAACCUCUGUAAAUAUUGUCGAGACUUCUGAUCUCCUCCAUAUUUCCAUUGUUCAGUCUA